Molecule: messenger RNA, 7090 nt
Organism: Erinaceus europaeus (western European hedgehog)
Lineage: Eukaryota; Metazoa; Chordata; Mammalia; Eulipotyphla; Erinaceidae
Gene: CABIN1
Product: calcineurin binding protein 1
Exons: 37
Coding region: 220-6756 (2178 amino acids)
Biological process (GO): chromatin organization
Cellular component (GO): nucleus
Molecular function (GO): nucleosome binding; protein binding
Source: RefSeq, a predicted model, not a curated record
CCCCGGGGAGCCGGGGGUCGGGCCCCAGAUUCCGGCCUGAACAUCUGGACCGCGCGCCCUCCUCUUCCUGGGCUGCAGACGCGGUCUAGUUGAGCUUGCAGGUGCUGACCCUCGCAGGUGUCCGUUCAGGAUUCCAUGAGCACAAGAGACUUGUGGACUGACGCAGCCCCUGCCAGUGAUGGGAAGCAGUGCUAAGCGGCACCCCUUCGCUUUCUGAGUAUGAUUCGAAUUGCAGCUUUGAAUGCCAGCUCCACGGUUGAAGAUGAUCAUGAAGGAAGUUUCAAAAGUCAUAAGACCCAGACGAAGGAGGCCCAGGAAGCAGAGGCUUUUGCCUUGUAUCACAAGGCCCUGGACCUCCAGAAACAUGACCGAUUUGAGGAAUCCGCCAAGGCCUACCAUGAGCUCCUGGAGGCACGUUUGCUGAGAGAGGCAGUUUCAUCUGGUGAUGAGAAAGAGGGACUGAAACACCCUGGCCUGAUUUUGAAAUACUCCACAUAUAAGAACCUGGCCCAGCUGGCAGCACAGCGAGAGGACCUGGAGACAGCUAUGGAAUUCUACUUGGAGGCAGUCAUGCUGGACUCCACUGAUGUCAACCUCUGGUAUAAGAUUGGACAUGUGGCCCUGAGGCUCAUCCGGGUCCCCCUGGCUCGCCAUGCAUUUGAGGAAGGACUGCGGUGCAACCCUGAUCAUUGGCCCUGCUUGGACAACCUCAUCACCGUCUUGUACACCCUAAGCGAUUAUACAACUUGCUUGUACUUCAUUUGCAAAGCCCUGGAGAAAGACUGCCGUUACAGCAAAGGGCUGGUUCUCAAGGAGAAGAUCUUUGAGGAGCAGCCCUGUCUCCGGAAGGACUCCCUUAGGAUGUUUCUCAAAUGUGACAUGUCUAUCCAUGAUGUGUCAGUGAGUGCGACUGAGACACAGGCCAUUGUAGAUGAGGCCCUAGGGCUACGGAAGAAGAGGCAGGCGCUGACCGUGAGGGAGAAAGAGCCAGACCUGAAGCUGGUGCAGCCCAUUCCCUUUUUCACCUGGAAGUGCCUUGGAGAGAGCUUGCUGGCCAUGUACAACCACCUGACUACCUGUGAGCCCCCACGACCCAGCCUUGGCAAGAAGAUUGACCUGUCUGACUACCAGGACCCCAACCAGCCUCUGGUGUCCUCGAUAGUGGUGACACCUAUCAGUGUGGCCCAGCCAGCUCCUGUCAAUGCCAACCCAGCCGUGACUGUAGUGGAGCCUGUGCUUCCCUACCCCUCUGUGACGGCAGCCAGUUUCCCACUGCACAGCCCCAGCCUGCUGGACACGGGAGUCCCCACAGGUGAUGUUUCUGGGGGAGAUAAAGCCAAGAAAGGUGUAAAACGAAAGAAAAUUUCUGAAGAGAAUGGAGAGACAGCAAAGCGGCGGUCAGCUCGUGUUCGAAACACCAAGUGUAAAAAAGAGGAGAAAGUAGACUUCCAGGAAUUGUUGAUGAAGUUCUUGCCAUCCAGGUUAAGAAAACUGGAUCCUGAGGAGGAAGAUGACUCCUAUAAUAACUAUGAAGUCCAGUCAGAAGCCAAACUGGACAGCUUCCCAAACCUUGGGUCUCACAGACUAUCAUUUGACUCAGCCACAUUCAUGGAAUCUGAGAAGCAGGAUGUACACUUGUUCCUGCUGGAGAACCUGACCAACGGGGGCAUCCUAGAGUUGAUGAUGCGCUACCUGAAGAGCAUGGGCCACAAGUUCUUACUACGGUGGCCGCCGGGCCUGGCAGAAGUCGUGCUCAGCAUCUACCACAGCUGGAGGAGGCACAGCACCAGCCUACCCAACCCACUGCUGAGGGACUGCAGCAACAAACACAUCAAGGACAUGAUGCUGAUGUCUCUCUCCUGCAUGGAGCUCCAGCUGGACCAAUGGCUGCUAACCAAGGGCAGAAGUUCAGCAGUGUCUCCUCGGAACUGCCCUGCUAUUGCAGUGAAUGGCAGGUUUGGCCCUGAUUUCCCAGGAACCCACUUCCUGGGUGACCUCCUGCAGCUGUCAUUUGCCUCAUCUCAGCGGGACCUGUUUGAAGAUGGCUGGCUGGAAUUUGUGGUCCGUGUUUAUUGGUUGAAGGCUCGAUUCUUGGCACUGCAGGGAGACAUGGAGCAAGCCCUGGAGAACUAUGACAUCUGCACAGAGAUGCUCCAGAGCUCUACUGCCAUUCAGGCAGAGGCAGGGACUGAGCCCAGAGACAUCAUCAUCCGCCUGCCCAAUCUCCACAACGACUCUGUUGUUUCCUUGGAGGAGAUCGAUAAGAACUUGAAGUCACUGGAGCGGUGCCAGUCCCUGGAGGAGAUUCAGCGGCUCUAUGAGGCUGGUGACUACAAGGCAGUUGUGCAUCUGCUCCGCCCUACCCUCUGUACAGACGGGUUUGACCGAGCCAAACACCUAGAAUUUAUGACUUCCAUCCCUGAGAGGCCAGCUCAGCUGUUGCUGUUGCAAGAUUCCCUGCUUCGCCUGAAGGACCACCAUCAGUGUUUUGAAUGCUCUGAUGUGGCUUUACAUGAGGCAGUCCAGCAGAUGGUGAAUGCAAAUGAGGCUGCAGCCAAGGAUGAGUGGGUGGCCACAGUGACCCAGCUACUGCUGGGCAUCGAGCAGGCUCUCUCAACAGAUACCAGUGGCUCCAUCUUGAAGGAGUCAUCUUCUGCAACCAGCCUCAUCCGACUCACCAACAACCUCAUCCAGGUCAUUGACUGCAGCAUGGCUGUACAAGAGGAACCCAAGGAGCCACACGUUUCCUCCGUGCUGCCCUGGAUUAUCCUGCAUCGGAUCAUCUGGCAGGAAGAGGAUACCUUCCACUCCCUGUGCCACCAACAGCAACUUCAGAACCCAGCAGAUGAAGUGAUGGCCGAGACGCCUAUGCUUCCAUCCUCCCUCAUGCUGCUCAACACAGCUCAUGAGUACCUGGGCCGGAGGUCCUGGUGCUGCAACUCCGACGGGGUUCUGCUGCGUUUUUAUGUCAGGGUUCUCCAGAAGGAGCUGGCUGCAUCCACUUCUGAAGACACACACCCCUACAAGGAAGAACUGGAGACAGCUUUGGAACAGUGCUUCUACUGCCUGUAUAGCUUCCCCAGCAAGAAGAGCAAGGCCAGGUACCUGGAGGAGCACUCAGCCCAGCAGGUGGACCUUAUAUGGGAAGAUGCCCAGUUCAUGUUUGAUUAUUUUAAGCCCAAGACUCUUCCUGAAUUUGACAGCUACAAGACCAGCACCGUGUCUGCUGACUUGGCCAACCUCCUGAAGAGAAUAGCCACCAUUGUGCCCCGCACAGAAAAGCCAGCCCUGAGCCUAGAUAAAGUCUCUGCCUACAUUGAGGGGACUUCAGCAGAGGUGCCCAGCCUCCCAGAAGGGGCAGACUCUUCCCCUCCAGUGGUGAAUGAACUGUACUACCUCCUAGCUGAUUACCAUUUCAAAAACAAGGAGCAGUCCAAGGCCAUCAAGUUCUAUAUGCACGACAUCUGCGUCUGUCCAGAUAGGUUCGACUCUUGGGCAGGCAUGGCCUUGGCCCGAGCCAGCCGAAUUCAGGAUAAGCUGAACUCUAAUGAACUGAAAAGUGACGGGCCUAUCUGGAAACAUGCCACCCCUGUCCUGAACUGCUUCCGGCGAGCCCUGGAGAUCGACAGCUCUAACCUGUCCUUGUGGAUCGAGUAUGGUACCAUGUCCUACGCCUUGCAUUCAUUUGCCUCUCGCCAGCUGAAGCAGUGGAGAACAGAACUGCCCCCUGAGGUUGUGCAGCAGAUGGAGAGCCGCCGUGACAGCAUGUUAGAGACGGCCAGGCACUGCUUCACAUCGGCAGCCCACUGCGAGGGCGAUGGUGAUGAGGAGGAGUGGCUCAUUCACUACAUGCUGGGAAAAGUGGCUGAGAAGCAGCAGCAGCCACCUGCCGUCUACCUGCUACACUACCGACAGGCCAGCUACUACCUGCAUGAGGAGGCCGCCCGCUACCCCAAGAAGAUCCACUACCAUAACCCACCCGAGCUGGCCAUGGAGGCCCUGGAGGUGUACUUCCGGCUCCAUGCCUCCAUCCUGAAGCUCCUGGGGAAGCCCGAUUCUGGGGUUGGUGCAGAGGUCUUGGUCAACUUCAUGAAGGAGGCUGCAGAAGGACCCUUUGCCAGGGGUGAGGAGAAGAAUACACCCAAAGCUUCAGAAAAGGAGAAGGCCUGCCUGGUGGAUGAGGACUCCCACUCUUCAGCUGGGACACUGCCGGGCCCUGGAACCUCCCUCCCCUCCUCCUCUGGCCCAGGUCUGACAUCCCCACCUUACACAGCCACUCCGAUUGACCACGAUUACGUCAAAUGUAAAAAACCCCACCAGCAGGCGACGCCGGACGAACGCAGCCAGGACAGCACAGCUGUGGCACUUUCAGACUCCAGUUCGACACAGGACUUAUUUAAUGAGCCAGCCAGCUCCCUGGAGGGCUCCCGAAAGCCCAGUGCAGAAAAGAGGUUGCCUGUCCCCAGUUGCCAAGCAGCACUGCCUGGUAAAGACCUUCAAGGGCCCACAGAAGAAAGAGGGAAGUCUGAGGAGUCCUUGGAAAACGUAGACCAAGGCAGCCAGAAGCCUGCUGCAGACCCCUCAGCCUCUGCCUACAUCCCUGUCAAGACCCCAGCACCUGGCCUGGCCCCAUGGGAUGGGAGAAAGAGAGGGGAGCCCCCAGCAGAGCCAGCUGCCUUCCCCCAGGGCCUGCCAGCUGGUGCAGAGGAGCAGCGACAGUUCCUCACGGAGCAGUGUAUCUCCUCUUUCCGCUUAUGUCUCAGCCGCUUCCCACAGCACUACAAGAGUCUCUACCGCCUGGCCUUCCUUUACACCUACAGCAAGACCCACCGGAACCUCCAGUGGGCCCGAGAUGUGUUGCUAGGCAGCGGUAUCCCGUGGCAACAGCUGCAGCACAUGCCGGCACAGGGGCUCUUCUGCGAGAGGAACAAGACCAAUUUCUUCAACGGCAUCUGGCGGAUCCCCGUGGAUGAGAUUGACCGGCCAGGCAGCUUCGCCUGGCACAUGAACCGCUCCAUCGUGCUGCUGCUCAAGGUGCUGGCCCAGCUCCGGGACCACAACACCCUGCUGAAGGUAUCCUCCAUGCUGCAGCGGACCCCGGACCAGGGCAAGAAGUAUCUGCGGGAUGCUGACCGGCAGGUCCUGGCACAGCGUGCCUUCAUCCUUACUGUGAAGGUGCUGGAGGACACACUGAGUGAGCUCGCAGAGGGGACAGAACAGCCAGGACCCAGGAACUGUGGUAACCCUGGAGCCAGGAUGACCUCCGAUAUCCCUCACAAGGCCAGUCCUGAGGAUGGCCAGGAAGGACUCCCCCACCCCAAGAAGCCCCCUUUGGCUGAUGGCUCAGGGCCUGGGACAGAGUCAGGUGGCAAAGCGGGCCCACUCAACCACCGGCCCAUCACCAUGGACUCAGGAGAUAGCACAGACCAGAGUGGGGAGCAGAAGGACAAAGAGAGUCUCCGGGCAGCACCCACAGAGCCCAUGGACACGGGCGAGACAGCCCGCCACUUGGACUUGGAGCAGGCACCACCUUUGGCAUCAGGCCGCACCCCAAGGGACCGGGGUCCUGAGAGCCGGCCUACCGAGCUGUCCCUAGAGGAGCUGAGUAUCAGUGCCCGGCAGCAGCCCAGCAUGCUGACCACAGGCCAGCCCGCCCCCACCCCUGCCACCACGGCCACAGCGAGUGGCCACCCUGAGGAGACAGCUCCACGGCCCAGCCGCAAGAGGAAGCUCCUGGAAGACACAGAGUCGGGCAAGACGCUCCUGUUGGACGCCUACCGCGUGUGGCAGCAGGGCCAGAAGGGUGUGUCUUACGACCUGGGCCCCAUUGAGAGAAUCAUGGCUGAGACCUACAUGCUCAUAAAGCAGGUGGAUGAAGAGGCAGCGCUGGAACAGGCUGUGAAGUUCUGUCAGGUGCACCUUGGAGCUGCUGCUCAGAGACAGUCCUCCGGAGAUACACCUACCACCCCAAAGCAUGCCAAGGACAGCCGAGAGACCUUCUUCCCAGCGGUGGUAGCCUCCAUGGCCCCUGAUCCUACACCAGCAGACUCUCUUCAGCGAACCAGCGACACCCACAUCAAGCCUCGCCCUGCCCCUGCUGCCACCACAGCUGUUACCACCUGCCCUCCCUCAACAUCAGCUUCUGCCCCAGACACAUCCAAAGACCCUGGUCCUGCCCAGCCACCCACACCUGAAGACACCAGCAUGGCCUCUCUGGCGCCAGGAGGAGGAGAGCUGGCAGGAGGGGCAGAGGGCACUGGACCAGCCCAGAAACUUGGGCACAGCGGGCAGGUGAAGACAGCCCCUGAAAGUCCCCCAGCAGAGCUGCACUGUUGGCCAGCAGAGCCACCUCCCCUGGAAGGCGCUGAGCCCACUUCCAGCCAGGUCACCAGUGCGAAGGUCCCCAGCAGUGGGAGUGCCAAGCCAGCAGAGGUCCACACAGGCAAAGCAGAGCCCAGCCGCAACAAAUCUCGCCUCCUGCCCAACAUGCCCAAGCUGGUCAUACCCUCGGCUGCCACCAAGUUCCCCCCUGAGAUCACUGUCACUCCACCCACCCCGACCCUGCUGUCACCCAAAGGCAGCAUCUCGGAGGAAACCAAGCAGAAGCUGAAGUCAGCCAUCCUGUCUGCCCAGUCAGCUGCCAAUGUGAGGAAGGAGAGCCUGUGCCAGCCAGCCCUGGAGGUCCUGGAGACGUCGAGCCAGGAGUCCUCACUGGAGAGUGAGACAGACGAGGAUGAUGACUACAUGGACAUCUGAGGGCUUGGUUGGCCCGCUGGAUCCCUGCCUUCAUCUGGGCAGGCAAGGCUGAGCCUGUGGGGUGCUAGCCCAUCUGCCUCUGUGGGCCUGGAGCUGCCCCCACCUCUAGGGGCCCUGAGGAUGCAGGCCUCAGCCACAGCAGACAGUCAGGUCGCCAUGCACUGUAGGGCCAGCACCCUUUUUUUUAUGAAAUGUUGACUUUGUAAUGAGUCCAGUCCACCCCUGGACACCUAGACCUGCUGGGCUUCACCUGUGUCACCGUGGAGGUGUCAUUGAGGGUUGGGCUCAUCCCACAUUUUCUUUUUGUUUCUUUUCUAAUAAAGAUGAAACAGUU